UUAACAAACAUCAGUAACUUUUCAACCUCAUGUUUCUACCAGGGACGUUCAGUAAGGUUUUGAAAUCCGUUCGGUUAAAAACAACUCGUCUUUCGACGGCGGAGUAGGAGGGGAGUUUAAAAAAAAAACUGGAUACUAGUGGCAAAAGUUUAACUUUGCUAAUAAAAUUGUGAGAAGUGAUAUUCUUUUAUUGUCUAUCGAUUUAAUUUUUGUGAACGAAAAUUGAAAAAAAAAAAAUAGUGAGGUGUGAACCGGUGUUUGGGGACAGAAAAUAAAAAUCGAGGAUUUUCCUGGAUUUUUUUUUUACUUAUAAAAAGUAAAAAAAAAAAUAGAAAAUAAAAAGUGUUUUUGGAGAGGAGGACAAGACGUUACUUUUUUCUUGCAAAUUGUGAGAUGACGGUCACGACAAAUUUCUCGAUGAUGCGACCAUGCUUCACCGGAUAUUCAUUUCAAGAUUUGGGAUCGAUACCGGGACAGGGACGUGUUAAUCAAUUGGGGGGUGUCUUCAUUAACGGACGACCUCUUCCAAAUCAUAUUCGAAAACAAAUUGUGGAAAUGGCCGGAAGUGGCGUUCGACCUUGCGUCAUAUCCAGGCAACUUAGAGUAUCACAUGGAUGUGUUUCGAAAAUUUUAAAUCGUUAUCAGGAAACCGGAAGUAUUAGGCCAGGCGUGAUUGGUGGAAGUAAACCACGAGUCGCAACACCUGAAGUUGAAUCCAGAAUUGAAGACUACAAGAGGGAAAAUCCAGGCGCAUUUUCCUGGGAAAUUAGAGACAGACUAAUUAAGGAGGGAAUGUGCGAUAGAACAAGUGCACCAAGUGUGUCGGCAAUAUCUCGUCUUCUACGGGGACGUGACAUUGAGGAUGAGACAAAACUGGGAGAUGGAAAAACAAGUUCAGGAUCAGACUGCGAGAGCGAACCAGGAAUACCCCUAAAACGUAAGCAACGCAGAAGUCGAACAACCUUCACUGCCCACCAAUUGGACGAAUUGGAAAGGGCAUUUGAGAGGACACAAUAUCCAGAUAUCUACACAAGAGAAGAAUUGGCCCAACGUACAAAACUCACCGAGGCACGAAUUCAAGUUUGGUUCAGCAAUAGAAGAGCACGUCUCCGUAAACAAUUAUCAUCAACAACAUCAAGUGGCUAUGUCUCAUCAGUGCCCUACUCAUCAACACCUUAUGUUCUUCAUCCACCACCAGCAGCGCCACAUUCACAUUCAGGUGCUUCUCUGCCUCCAACUCAUUCUCAUCCCCAUCAUGGACAAAGUCUUCCAGAUCCGGUGUUCUCAUCGAGUCCUGACUUGUACCCAACGCAUCAUUCGUCGAUACCUCAUCAACUAACACCGGACUCAAGUCGCCUUGGCUCAUCCGUCUGCUCGACGCCAACCUACAGUCUUCCACCAUCAGUGAGCUACCCAACGUCACUGCUACCACCAACAUCGUCACCAAAUUCAACACACAUGACUCAUCAACUCUCACCAGUUCAUUCAGUUUCCUCUAGCAACUAUCAACACAACACAACUGCUCAUCAACUACCACCAACACCAAAUUCCCUCGUCACCAUGAUGGGCGGUUCAAAUCCAAGUCCAGGCUCUGAUCAUCUAACAACAUCCAGCGAACUACCAAUUUCCUCCGUUUCACCUGUUCAUCAUCAACAUCAAGCGAAUCAGGGUAAUUCAUCGCCAUCCUGGAAUUUACCAAUCAACAACAACAACAAUAACAGUAGUGGUAAUCGUAUUGGACUACCAACACCGCCCAGUAACAUUCAACAUCACCCGAAUCAUCCCCCACCACCUCAUCAGUUCAGCGGUCAUUAUACGAGUCAAACUUUCCAACAACCACCCAGACCAACGCCUCAUCAUCAGCCUUUUUAUAGUUGGUAUUAAAGAAGUCUUUCUUUUUCGCUAAGUCCCUUUUUGGAUAUCCAAAAAUAUCUUUAUCCUAUCUUACUGGAUAGGUAAAGGGUCUUUAUACUGAAAAGGGUCUUUUGACUUUAAAUAGGAAUUUACCGACUGAAAUUUGCUAUUAAGAAUUAGUUAAAUUAAACGGAUUUGUCUUCCAAUUGUCGAAAUUGUUGUUUUUAAUGAUUUUAUUAUAAUUCCGAGUGUUUGAUUAGAAAUGAUUCAAUCAUUGAGGACGCGCCCACUUUUUGGCUCAGCCUACUAAUGAUUAGAAACGCCCACUUCUUGUCAGUUUGCUUAUUGGCGCCGCCUUCUAGUUGAGGACACGCCCAGUUUUACUCAUUGUCACCGCCCUUUCACUCUUUUCUACUUGUUCGCCGUCUUCUAAUCAUUAAAACAAUCACUUUCUCGUAGAUUGCAAUCUAAACGCCCACUUUUCCUACUUCGCUUAAUGGUAUCGCCUUCUAACUAUGCUGGACACGCCCAACUUUUGUUAUCUUUCUUCUUGGCAACGCCUUCUAUCUUUAAGAAAACGCCCACUUCUACUUUGCCUAUUGGCACUGCUUUCUAAAGACGUAGGACACGACCACUUUCGGCUAGUUCGCUUUUUGGAUCCGCCUUCUAAUUAAAGAGGACACGCCCACUGUAUCUUGGCACCGCCUUCUAAGCGUAAAGAUCACGCCCAUAUUUUACUAUCAUUUGAAAAGAAAGAGAAGCGAAAGAAGGCGGAGGAACACGCCCACAUUUUACUAUCAUUUGAAAGGAAAAAGAAGCGAAAGAAGACGGAGAAACACGCCCACAUUUUACUAUCAUUUAAAAGAAGUAGUAGAAACGAAGAAAGAAGGCUCCGCCUUCUAAGCAAAGACCUGAAGACCACGCCCACAUUUCACUAUGAUUUGAAAAGAAAAAGAAGCAGAAAAAGUACAAGUGGAGAGAGAAGAGAAAGAGGAGGGAGAAAAUGUAGAACUGGAGAAAGAAGAGGGAGAAGAAGAGAAUAUAAACAUAGUAAAAAAAAAUUAUAAAAAAAGAAAAAAAAAGUAGAAAAAAAUUUUAAAAAAGAAGUAAAAACUAGAGAAGGGAGUAGAAAUAGAAAAAAGAAGGUAAAAAAAUAGCCGAAGACGAACACUGGCUUCUAUUCUCUUGAAAACUCCGCCCUCUCUACUCCCACCAGAGACUGAAACCACGCCCCUUUUCUGUUUCAACACUCGGCUAAGAAUCUUCUUCCUCUAAAAAAAAUAAAACUCCGCCUACUCUUCCAAAAACAAACAAGAAGCCAGGACAACUUUAAUUUUUUCUUAACACUUGACUAAAAGUCUUUUAUUAUUUUAAAAACUCCGCCCACUCUGCUGUCACUAAACAAAAAACCACGCCCACAUUUUUUAUACAAUUUUACCGAGAAUCGACCAUUUUAAUUGUUUGCAAAAAAAAUCGUCAACAUAAUUAUUGAUUCGAGUCAAAAUAUUCCAUUGAAAAAUAUUGAAAAACUCGAUUCAAAAAUAUCGAAAUAUUCAAUUCAAAAAUUUCGAAAUAUUCGAUUAAAAAAUUUCAAAAUAUCCAAAAAUUCAAUUCAAAAAUUGCGAAAAAUUCAAUUCAAAAAUUGCGAAAUAUUCAAUUCAAAAAUAUCGAAAAAUUCAAUUAAAAAAAUAUCGAAAUAUUCGAUUCAAAACUAGCGUUAAAGUCGAUUCAAAGAUAUCGAAAUAUUCAAAAAUCAAAACAUCGAUGCGUUCGAUUAAAAAAUAACGACCGAGUCGAUUAAAAAACAAUCGAAAUAUUCGAUUAAAAAAAAAAUACACAAAUAUUCGAUAGAAAAAAUACCGAAAUAUUCGAAUCCAAACUAUCGUUAUACGUUUGAUUAAAAAAUAUCGAUAAACUCGAUUCAGAAAUACAUCAAUAAACGGAAAUUAAAAAUUUUAUCGAUACAUCGAUGAAAAAAUCAUUUUCAAAAAACAUUUUCAAAAAACAUUUUCAAAAUACAUUUUCAA
Molecule: messenger RNA, 3881 nt
Organism: Leptopilina heterotoma
Lineage: Eukaryota; Metazoa; Arthropoda; Insecta; Hymenoptera; Figitidae
Product: protein gooseberry-like
Exons: 5
Coding region: 394-1884 (496 amino acids)
Biological process (GO): regulation of transcription by RNA polymerase II; anatomical structure development
Molecular function (GO): RNA polymerase II cis-regulatory region sequence-specific DNA binding; DNA-binding transcription factor activity, RNA polymerase II-specific
Source: RefSeq, a predicted model, not a curated record